This is a messenger RNA of Musa acuminata AAA Group (dessert banana), 1184 nucleotides long. Its product is annotated as transcription factor bHLH35. The coding region runs from base 55 to 780 and encodes 241 amino acids. Gene Ontology annotation, molecular function: DNA-binding transcription factor activity; transcription cis-regulatory region binding; protein dimerization activity. Gene Ontology annotation, biological process: regulation of DNA-templated transcription. The transcript is spliced from 5 exons. The record is from RefSeq and is a predicted model, not a curated record. Gene Ontology annotation, cellular component: nucleus. Lineage: Eukaryota; Viridiplantae; Streptophyta; Magnoliopsida; Zingiberales; Musaceae.
UCUCUCUCUCUCUCCAGCAGACAAAGUAUAAGAGAUCCAAGUGUCACCAGCACCAUGAAUGACAUGGAGAACGAGUAUAACCUGUACGGGAAGAUCAAAGGGUUCAUCGACGCAAAUGAACUCGAGAGUUGGGGGCUUGAGGAGGUCAUGUCGGGUGGCUACUGUGAGUCAAGCUUCCCUGAAGCUGCCACAUCCUUGGCAGCCACGAGGAACAUUUCCAUGGAGAGGAGCCGGAGAAGGAAGCUCAACGAGAAGCUGUACGCUCUCCGUAGCGUCGUCCCCAACAUCACCAAGCUCGAUAAGGCGUCGAUCAUCAAAGACGCCAUCGAGUACAUUCAGCAGCUUCAGGAGCAAGAGAGGACGGUGCUGGCAGAGUUAUCUCAGCUCGAGUCACUUAGAGAGAAGAAAGCAUCACUUGGUGAGCUUGAGUUCGAUGAUCUACAUUUCCUGCAGCGAAAGAAGAAGAGAAUUGCUCUUGGUUCGCCGAUCUCUUCGUCCAUUGAAGUAGUGGAACUCAGGGUGCGUGAAAUGGAUGAGAAGACAAUGAUGGUCAGCAUCACUUGCACCAAGAAGAGGCACACCAUGAUCAAGGUCUGUGAGCUUUUUGAAUCCCUUGACCUCAAAUUCAUCACGGCCAACAUCACCAGUGUCUCGGGAAGCAUAUUGCACACACUGUUAGUUGAGACUCAAGAAAUGAACGGCGCUCAGCUGAAGGAAAAGAUUACGACUGCAAUUUCAGAACUUCAUGGCUCAAGGAACCCCAUAAGUUACAUCGAGUAAUUGACACCGAGGGUUCAAUGAAGUUGUCUUGGCCUCAGAAGCUUUCUUCAUUCUUCUUAAUCAUGAAUUCACUGGGAAAAAUUAUAUUUUUAGAUGAUGAUAAUACCUAUCUGUUUCCCCAGGCGUCACAUUCUGAAACAAGUUGUGUACUGUUGAAGGAAGACAGGUAUAGCUUGAGAUGAUGCUUCAAGGAUUCAACUUUUGUGAUGCUCCAACUUUAUGUCAAAGUCAUGCAGACAUCAGUCUUGGAAGGAUGCAUUCUGUUUUCUUACGUGUGACUCAAAACUUAUAUGUAGUUUGUGAAGGCUGUUUAUGAUUUAGCUUAUGGAAAACACAAACAAGGAUCAGAACUUUUGAUUGUAAUGGUUCGGUUCAUAUCCACAGAAAUAAGAAAGAAUGUUAGG